Molecule: messenger RNA, 1224 nt
Organism: Gryllus bimaculatus (two-spotted cricket)
Lineage: Eukaryota; Metazoa; Arthropoda; Insecta; Orthoptera; Gryllidae
Source: the annotation of a GenBank genome assembly
AUGGGGUGGGGGAUUGGGGCGGGGAUGCGGGCGUGGAGUCUCUAUGGAUAUGAACUGGCAGGGUGUGGAGUGGUGUGGCGGACGGGAAAUCGCAUGACCUGGCUGGCUGGCCGUGGAGGAGCAUGACUAGUCCCCCACCCGCCCGGCCCGGUCGCCAUGGACAGCGCCGAGUUCCGCGUGAAGGGCAAGGAGAUGGUGGACUACAUCUGCGACUACCUGGACGGGCUGGGCUCGCGCCGCGUCACGCCCAACGUGGAGCCGGGCUACCUGCGCCGCCUGCUGCCCGGGGAGGCGCCACAGCAGCCCGAGGAGUGGGACUCCAUCAUGCGCGACGUGGACGACAAGAUCAUGCCCGGCGUCACCCACUGGCAGCAUCCGCGCUUCCACGCCUACUUCCCCUCCGGAAAUUCCUUCCCCUCCAUCCUGGGAGAUAUGCUCUCGGACGCCAUCGGCUGCAUCGGCUUCUCGUGGGCGGCGAGUCCAGCGCUGACAGAGCUGGAGACAAUCGUCUUGGAUUGGCUGGAUCACGUUCCUCUUCUCCUCGGUUUCCAUUACGUCGUGCCCAACAACGAAGAAGAAGAAAAAGAAGAAGAAGAAGAAGAAGAAGAAGAAGAAGAAGAAGAAGAAGAAGAAGAAGAAGAAGAAGAAACCUGGAGACGUCUGGCGCGAAGGAGCGGGAAGGCGAUCGGGCUGCCGGAGGAGUUCCUCACGUUCUCGGAGGGCAGCAAGGGCGGAGGGGUCAUCCAGUUGCGUUCUGCAGAUCCUUGUUGCUCAGACCGGACCAGAGCGUGCCAUCUCAACACAACAAUUGAAACAAAUUACAAACAGAUGCUACCAGAUAGCUCCAACAAUGAUCCUGCACUACGCGGACCAAGACAACGAGUGCACGCACGACGCACAGCGAAAUUUAUUCGGGCGCUAAUGGCCAGGGAAGGUGCAGCUUUAGACUCCUCUUGGAAACUCCAGUCGUCGAGCCUGGCGAACCAGAUAGGUCCAACAAUGAUGCUGCAGCACGCGGACGAGGGCGACGAGUGCGUGGCGUUCGAGAUAGCUCCAACAAUGAUCCCACACUACGUGGACGAGGACGACGAGUGCGUGACGCACAGCGAAAAUUAUUCGGGCGCCAGUGGCCAGGAAGGUGCAGCUUUAGACUCCGCUGGAAACUCGAGCCGUGGAGCAGGCCGGGCGAACGCGCGCAAUGCCACAGUUCCACGCUGCAGUUGA